This is a messenger RNA of Spodoptera exigua (beet armyworm), 1147 nucleotides long. The record is from the annotation of a GenBank genome assembly. NCBI's taxonomy places the organism in Eukaryota, Metazoa, Arthropoda, Insecta, Lepidoptera, Noctuidae.
GAGACGUCAAAGUUUACUUUUCAAAUUAAACUUUUCAUAUUUUGUUCAAAUUGUUGCAAUGUAAUUGGAAUCCAUUACUUCGAAAGUAAAAGUUUUUUUAAAGUCAUUGAACCAACCAAGCCAUCUAUAAAUUACACGAAACUUAACAUCAAACCGAGAAAUGAUAAUCAAGAAAUAUGUUGUUAAAAAGCCUUUUAAAGACUUCUUGCCAGAACCUGGCGACUUCGGCGUAAAAAAUGAAAAAUUUGAUAAACUAAAACACGGUGAGUUUUUAGUUAAAACAGAGUAUAUAAGCACCGAUCCUUACUUGAGAUCUUUCGCGAACAAGCGCGCAGUGCCGUAUGACCAGUUCGGCUUUCAAGUUGGCACAGUGAUUGAAAGCUUGAACCCUAAAUACCCAGUUAAUAUGACCGUAGUUUCACAUUCCGGAUGGCGUGACUACGCAGUUCUGAACGGGCGACCCGAUGACAUAUUUGGCAUUAAACCGUACGACCCACAAAUUGGGAAGUUACCCCUGUCUCUGGCGGUGGGGGCCUUAGGAAUGCCUGGCAUAACAGCCUACCUCGGCUUCUCGGAAAUAUGCAGGCCGAGGGCAGGAGACGUCGUCUGUGUGUCAAGCGCGGCGGGCACCGUCGGCUCUAUAGUCGGCCAAAUAGCCAAAAUGAAAGGCUGCAUCGUAAUUGGAUUUGCGGGUUCUCAAGAAAAAGUUCAAUUCUUACGCGAUGAGUUAGGAUUUGAUCACGCGUUCAAUUAUAAAGAGGUUAAAGAUGUUAAGGCAGCGAUAUUGUCAGUUGUGAAUGGCAUUGACUGCUACUUUGACAACGUUGGAGGCGAGUUGAGUGCUGGGAUCAUGCAGUGCAUGAAGAGGAUCGGGCGCGUCGCCGUCUGUGGUUCCAUAAGUACGUAUGGGAAUGCAACGGACCAAAAAAUGCCGACGGUUCCGAACAACGUUAAAGUACAAUCGUUCAGUUUCACACAAUGGGACUGGGAGCAACAGAAGGCCGCCAUUGACCAGCUAAAGCAGUGGGUGCAAAUAGGUUCCAUUCAAACGAAGGAGUUCGUAGUACAAGGGUUCGACCAACUGCCGGCUGCAUUCAUUGCUAUGCUCCGAGGCGAUAUGAUGGGGAAGGUUGUUGUUAAAAUUUGA